Messenger RNA from Sorghum bicolor (sorghum), 1276 nucleotides. Its product is annotated as formin-like protein 9. Lineage: Eukaryota; Viridiplantae; Streptophyta; Magnoliopsida; Poales; Poaceae. Bases 89 to 1276 code for a protein of 395 amino acids. Gene Ontology annotation, biological process: actin cytoskeleton organization; actin nucleation. Gene Ontology annotation, molecular function: actin filament binding. The record is from RefSeq and is a predicted model, not a curated record. The transcript is spliced from 4 exons.
UCAGUUACAAGUUGGCAAAGAUGGGUUACCACUUCCAAGGUUGAAACCUCUGCAUUGGGACAAAGUAAGGGCAGCUCCAAACCGCUCAAUGGUGUGGAAUGACAUUCAGUCAAGUUCCUUCGAGUUUGAAUUUGAUGAACAGAUGAUCAAGUCAUUAUUUGCAUACAACUUUCAAGGGCAAGCAAAAAAUGAGGACCCCAAGAGCAAGACUUUAGCUACCAGCAAACAUGUCAUUGAGCACCACAAACUUCAAAAUACUACUAUACUCUUGAAGACCUUAAAUGCUAGCACUGAACAAGUCUGCAGUUCUAUAACAGAAGGUACUGGACUGUCCACGCAACAACUAGAAGCGUUGGUCAAGAUGAAACCAUCCGAGGAGGAGGAGAAAAAGCUACUUGAUUAUGAUGGGGACAUCAACAUGUUGGAUCCAGCAGAGAACUUUGUCAAGGUGCUACUGACAAUACCAAUGUCAUUUUCAAGAAUUGAGGCAAUGCUGUACAAGGAAACUUUUGAUGAUGAAGUUGCCCAUCUCAGGAUGUCCUUUGCACUGAUUAAAGGAGCCUGCAGUGAACUCAGGUCCAGCAAAUUGUUUUUAAGAUUACUUGAAGCAGUACUCAAGACCGGAAACAGAAUGAAUGUUGGAACUAUAAGAGGAGGGGCAAGUGCUUUCAGACUUGACGCACUGCUGAAACUGUCAGAUAUACGUGGAGCUGACGGGAAGACAACCCUCCUGCAUUUUGUUGUCCAAGAGAUGGAGCGAUUACAAGGAUCAAAGGCUUCAGAUAAGCUCAGUGGAACUUCUGGACCUUGUCAAGCCACACUGGCAGAAAGAGAAGAGUAUCCAGAAAUAGGUACAGAAUUUGUUUCAGAGUUAAGUAAUGAGCUUGGCAAUGUCAAGAAGGUAGCAAGUAUAGAUUUAGAUACCUUGAAAAGCUCAAUCUCAAAUCUAUCACAUGGACUGGCUCAACUGAUAAGGCUUGUCGGGACGGAGCUUACCAGCAAUGACAGGAACCAGAACUUCCUGCAGUGCAUGAGAUCAUUCCAAACUCAUGCAGAGAAUACCAUGCAGGAACUCAAGGUUGACGAAGCCGAGGUCCUACAGCAGGUCAGAGAACUCACAGAGUAUUAUCAUGGAGAGGUUGGCAAGAAUGAGUCCAACCUCCUCCAUAUAUUUGUCAUCAUGAGAGAUUUUCUUGGUUUGCUAGAUAGGGUGUGCCGAGACAUGAGGGGUUCAAAGCACAUCCAACCUCCGAACAUAGUCUUUCCGCUCAGGUGA